Molecule: messenger RNA, 1429 nt
Organism: Salarias fasciatus (jewelled blenny)
Lineage: Eukaryota; Metazoa; Chordata; Actinopteri; Blenniiformes; Blenniidae
Gene: yjefn3
Product: YjeF N-terminal domain containing 3
Exons: 6
Coding region: 298-1047 (249 amino acids)
Cellular component (GO): mitochondrion
Molecular function (GO): NAD(P)HX epimerase activity
Source: RefSeq, a predicted model, not a curated record
GCCACAGUGGGAAAAGAGGCAGAAAGGAGAGGAGAGAGGGAGGCUGUGUCAGAUACAGGCGAGAUUCAGAGUGUGUAGUAGCCAGUAAUUACCUUCCGCGCGCCUGAACCAAUCACGAGCCGUAGAGGGAGAAACGGAGGAGAGCAAGCCCAUUUAGAUUCUCAGUCUAUUCCCAGGCAGAGAGGCAGGCAGUGUGUUUACUGAGCCACAGUCAGGGAGAAGGAAGCAAAAGGUAUUUGUUGGACUGACACAGCCUGUCCUUUCUCAUAUUUGCAAAGACGUGCUGGGUGAGAGCAGAUGGAGAAGAUGAACCACAGCUCAGCCGAGGCAGAGGCUGAAACCAUAGAACCACUGCGUUACCUCAGUAAAGGGGAGGCUGCAGCCAUUGAGACAGAACUACUGAGGGACUACAAGUUCGGACUACAGCAGCUGACAGAGAUCUGGGGACAAGCAUGUGCUCUCGCCAUCACUAAGGCCUACCCCCUCAGCUCUCUGUCAAAGAAGCAGCCCACGGUGCUGGUGAUCUGCGGCCCCGAUCAGAACGGCUCCAUCGGACUGGUGUGUGCUCGACACCUGCGCAUGUUUGAAUAUGAGCCCACCAUCUACCACCCCAAACGCACCACUCACAGUCUACACCAGGAUUUCACAGUCCAGUGCGAGAAGAUGGAUAUCCCUUUCCUCUCCUAUCUCCCCACAGAGGUGCAACUUAUAAACGAUGCCUACAACAUAGUGAUUGAUGCCAUGCUGGGCCCGGAGGCAGACUGUGCCAACAUAAAGGAGCCAUAUUCUGUUAUCCUGAGUACCCUGAAGCAAGUCAAGAUUCCAAUUGCCAGUGUGGAUGUGCCCUCUGGUUGGGAUGUAGAGGAACCAGAUCAGGAUGGGAUAAGCCCAGAAGUUCUCAUUUCACUUACAGCACCAAAGAAGUGUGCCAUGAGUUUCUCUGGGAAGCAUUUUCUGGCUGGACGCUUCCUGCCCUAUGACAUCCAGAAAAAAUAUGAGCUGAACCUACCCGACUACCCUGGCACAGACUGUCUCAUAGAAUUGUAACACAUGUGAAGAGAAGAGGCGAUGCAGUGACUUCUCAUUUAAAAAGAAAACAGUGCAGUCAAUCUAUUCUCUUGUUUUGUACUUUAUAGAUUGUUAAUGUGAUUCAAUGUUAUUUUCUCAGUUGUGCAGGUCAGGAUACACACUAGCUAAAUGUGCUAUUGAGCUACAGUAGGAGGACAAUAUUUAGAAAAUGUGGUUUGAGUCAUGUCUUUUAGCAAAUGGCAUGAUGAGUUUUGUGUCAGUCAACUUGUAAAAGUUGUAGCAUCACACUGUUUUUGAUUCUUUUGCAAGAUAGAGACUUUUUUGUCUGCGGUCAGGAGAGAACAACAACAGUUAUUGUCCUCUGACACCAAUCAGGUAGUAGUUCUAUUUUUAAAUCUUU